GGGCGGCUUGUGAGGCGGAGCGCUGAGCGGCGGUCGUAGUGCGAACCAUGGGAGGCGGCUGGUGGUGGGCUCGGGCCGCCCGCCUGGCCCGAAUACACUUCCGGGGGCUGCCGCUGCCGCCUCCGCGGCCCCGGAGCGGGGGCGCCCGGGGGUCCUUCGCCCCUGGUCACGGCCCCCGCGCCGGGGCUUCGCCGCCCCCCGUGUCCGAGCUGGACCGCGCGGACGCCUGGCUCCUCCGGAAGGCUCACGAGACAGCCUUCCUCUCCUGGUUUCGAAAUGGCCUCCUGGCAUCCGGCAUCGGGGUCAUCUCCUUCAUGCAGAGUGACAUGGGUCGGGAAGCUGCCUAUGGCUUCUUCCUGCUGGGUGGCCUGUGCGUGGUGUGGGGCGGCGCCUCCUACGUGGUGGGCCUGGCAUCGCUGCGGGGACCUAUGCAGCUCUCGCUGGGGGGCGCGGCUGCAGGCGUGGGUGCCGUGCUGGCCGCGGGCCUGCUCUGGGCCUGCGCUGUCGGCCUCUACAUGGGCCAGCUGGAGCUGGACGUGGAACUGGUGCCUGAGGACGAUGGGACGGCCGCUGCGGAAGGCCCGGAUGAAGCGGGACGACCACCGCCGGAGUGAGCAGCAGGGCCAGGGGGAAGGACCAAGGACCUGAGGCCUGAAGCUGCUUCAGACUGGGGCCAGGGUCCAAGGACCAGGACAUUAAACCUGACCCUUCCCUUC
Messenger RNA from Eptesicus fuscus (big brown bat), 716 nucleotides. RefSeq names its product transmembrane protein 160 (gene TMEM160). NCBI's taxonomy places the organism in Eukaryota, Metazoa, Chordata, Mammalia, Chiroptera, Vespertilionidae. The transcript is spliced from 3 exons. Bases 48 to 614 code for a protein of 188 amino acids. The record is from RefSeq and is a predicted model, not a curated record.